ACAUCAUGGCCGUACAAAAAUCAGACUGGCCCUUGUAAUGAUUUUUGUUUUCACAAUUCCAAAAAGUUAAGUGUUAACUAUCAGGAUGGAGGUGUUCAACAAGUUCUACUCAUCGGUCAGCAACACAGUGUCGCAGUUGUCAGGCGUUUUGCCUGGAAACCCUGUCACUCGGGAGUUCGAGGCGACUGAGUUCAUCGCUACUGCAGGACCAGGUUUACUAUGGAAAGUUUACAAAGGUUACAAAAAAUCCACAAAACAGGAGGCCUCCAUCUUUGUAUUGGAAAAGAAGCAAUUGGACAGAUGGAACAGAGCUGAUAAGGAAAUCAUGAUUGAAACAUUAAAACGUGGUAUUGUUCAGCUGACGAAGCUCCGACACCCGCAGAUCCUCACCGUCCAACAUGGUCUCGAAGAAAGUAGGGAAAGUUUAGCAUUUGCCACUGAACCUAUUUUUGCAAGUCUCGCAAAUAUUCUCGGCAACACAGAUAAUAUGCCGCAACCAAUCCCGAAAAUCUUAGUCAACUAUAAACUGUUCGAUGUUGAAAUAAAAUAUGGGUUAAUGCAGAUCGCUGAAGGUUUGGCCUUCCUUCACCAAGACGUCAAACUCCUCCAUCAUAACAUCUGUCCAGAAUCAAUCAUCGUCAACCAGCAGGGUGCUUGGAAGAUAUUUGGCUUUGACUUUUGUGUCGCUAACCAGAGCCCAGCUGGUUCUGAGCCGUUCUGGCCUUUCACUGAACAUUGUCAGGCUAUGCAUCCGUUGACCCAGCCAGCACUUGAUUAUGUGGCUCCAGAGUACGUCCUAUCGGCGUCACACUCUCAAGCAAGUGACAUGUACUCUCUCGGCAUGCUCAUCUACACAAUACAUAGUCCUGGUCAUCAGACGUUGGGGGGUAUUGGUAAUGAUUACUACCAGUUCAAACGGUUCGCACAUGAUAUAAGACAGUUACCGUCGUCGAAAUUGGCAUGUGUCGCGGAUGGACUGAGAGAGUAUGUCAAAUUGAUGCUGAACUUUACACCAGAAUUGAGGCCAGACCCACAUCAGUUCCUAAAGAUUCCGUAUUUCGAAGAUGUUGGUGUGAAAACAUUGAACUACCUGGACUCUCUAUUCCAAUGGGAUAAUCUACAGAAGUCACAAUUCUACAAGGGCCUUCCCCAAAUCAUACAGAAAAUGCCUCACCGUGUCUGCGUAUACCGGAUCUUACCGUGUCUCAGUAAAGAGUUCGUCAACCCGCCUAUGGUACCGUUCGUUUUACCAAACGUACUGCUCAUCGCUGAGAAUUCUAGCAAGGAAGAGUAUAUCAAGCACAUCUUACCAGUAUUGAAGCCAGCCAUGUUAAUUCAGGAUCCCAUUCAAAUUCUGUUGAUAUUCAUGCAAAAGAUGGAACUGUUACUGAAAUUAACACCCGGGGAAGAAGUGAAGACAGACAUACUGCCAAUGUUGUACAGAGCAUUGGAGUCUGACGCUCAGCAGAUACAAGAGUUAUGCUUGUCGGUGCUACCAACAUUUGCUUCGCUGAUAGACUAUCCGGCGAUGAAGAAUGCGUUGUUGCCACGUAUAAAGAAGUUGUGUAUAAACACGAACUACCUGUCUGUCCGUGUGAACGGGCUGCUGUGUCUGGGCAAGUUGUUGGAGCAUUUAGACAAGUGGUUGGUGCUUGAUGAGAUCAUUCCCUUCCUGCCGCAGAUACCGUCGAGAGAACCAGCUGUCUUGAUGGGAAUCUUAGGCAUAUACAAACUUGCUCUAAGCCACAAGAAGCUCGGCAUAACCAAGGAGGUGAUGGCCACUAAAGUCCUGCCGUUCCUAAUCCCUCUCUGUGUCGAGAACGGCCUGACCCUCAACCAGUUCAAUGCUCUGGUCAGUCUGGUCAAACAGAUGAUCAGCAAAGUGGAGACGGAACACCGGGCCAAAUUGGAACAACUCAACUCCAUACAGAAUGAGUCUAAGGGUUUAGAGCACGCUCUGGCUUCUCAGGAGUCGUUGGUACCGGCGCCGCAGCCGCCGAGCGAGCUAGAUUCGAUGUUCUCCGGGCUAGGCAUCGACGCCUUCUCAGGGACUGAUCAGAAAUCUCCGGAGCUCACCCCUCAGGUGUCCAGUGUCAGUAUCGGGGUCAGCCCUAGUCAGUCGGCAAUGGCGCUUAGUUUAGAAGAUAAGCAGAGACUAGCGCAACAACAAGAAACAGUGCGAAAGUUCGCGCAGCAGAAACCGCUGAACCCUCCACCAGCACCGGUCACACAGCCUGCCAAACCGACUGACCUCACCAGCACAUUACUACAGACCAACCUCAACCAACUCUCCAGCAAAUCAUUCCUCGCCCCCUCCAACAGUCAUCCUGGGCACACCAUGGCCCCUCGACACAGCAUACCCGUCAUGCCAAACAACGCACAAAAUUACAACUUCCAAAGCUUCCAAAUUCCAUCGUCAAUAGGAUUACCCGACGGCAGCCACCUCCAAUCAAACGUCACCUCCAACCAAUGGAACGCUAAUAGCGGCAACUUCAACAACAAAUGGGCCAAUAACCAAAGCCAUCCAGCCAAUGUCAAACAGGAUUGGUCGGCUUUCGAAUCCCUAUUGCCCAAUCAGAAGACAGAAAAUGCGAAUAAUAAUGUGAAGAAAUUGAAUGAUAAUGAAAUGAUGGAUUUGUUGAGUUAAAUUUUGACGCUACUUUUCAGGUAAGUUCGUAUUUUAAACUUCGAAUCGAAUUUGAUUUGAUUGGCGUAUGUUUCAUGACGUCAUCAAGUUGAACGCUAUGAAGUCAGUCGCGAUCAGUGAUUGGCUACUCGACCAUUCCGAUUGGUUAUAACGUAUUAUCAAUUAUGCAUUGUAAAUUAAAUGUAGCCAACUAUUUUAAGAUAUCUCGUACUUAUUUAUAAUCUACUUAGUUUUUCGGUAUGCUGUAUACAAUUUUAGAAAUAAAGUGGAUUUAAGAUGUUAGGUAAAUUAGAUGAAGAUCAUGAUACUAUAAUCUUAUGUUGUCGCUUGUUAUUUCGCUAUUUAUCGUUAUCGGAGGAUGGAGGAUUAGACAGGGAAUUGUCAAAGGUCGUUUCACACUGAGCAUAGAAUCUAGUGGCGCCUGUUGACGACACUCGAAGAACUAAUGUUGGCGGCGGUAGUAGUAUUCAAACUCCAUCGAGAACUAGGAAAUUAUUUACGUAAGUUAAACAGACAAGAAAAACAUGCCACGUCAGCAAAGUCCAUGGCGUAAGUCCAGUAAUAUUGCCAGAGCAAAAUAUAUUACUAUAAAAAAUAUUUAUUAAGCUUUGACGUUGCCAACACUGCCGAACGAUAGUCUAUCGAUAGUUUUGAUAGCUAUUGAAAACGAUAUCAUUACACUCCGUCUAUGCUAUUGUCAGGUUUCCCUAUUGAUAGAAUUAUAUUUAUUUUUAGACGUAAAUAUCCAUAGUUUGGCAACACUAAUAUAGUGUUGUCACCUGUUAUUGUAUUUGCUAUGAUGAAUAUGUAUAAAAGUGAGCUAGGUAUUAGUAGCCAUGAUUAUUUAAGAUAUUUCAAAUGCGCCCAUAGUCUGUGCUAAGUGUGAAACGAAUCUAUUUUUAUUAUAGUUUGUUAAACAUUCCUGUUAUGAAAUAAUGUUGCAGUUAGCGUGUUAAUUAUAUCAGCAAUGAGGGUACGUUUGCAUUUGAAACUGCUUUAUUUACAAAAUUAUUUAUUUUAAUUAUAAUUUAUUAAAUUUACAUUUCCGUAAAAAUAGUGUAAUCUGUUUUUUUAACUCACAAAAUAUAAGUUUGUUGUAGUAUAAUUUCUUCCUAGUGCUCGAGUUUUAGCUAGUCAGAAUAUAUUAUUUUAAUUUCUUAAAAAUUGCAAGAGAGACGGGGUUAAUUUACGUAUUUGUAUCUGGUAACACUAAGAUAAUCGGCUACGUAAAACACCUAAAUAAUACUUUACCGUAUUUUAUUUUGAUGUAAAAAUCAAUAUAAGCUCACGACUACAUCCCAAUUGUGGUAGUCGAACAUAUCGCAUCGUAUGAUGAACUAAGUACCCGUGUUUCAAAGUUUUAUUUGGCUAACGUGUGAUGAGGCGAACUGUAUCGCCUGGUCGCGUCUGGUAAUUACCUAAUUCUGUAUUCCUGUAAUUCUGGUAAUUAUAUAAUUCUGUAUUCCUGUAAUUCUGGUAUUUUUUCUCUCGAUAUAUGAUUAACAAAAGAUUUUAUACUACAAUAAUCUUUAUAACAAGUGGUAUGUAUCUCGCCUGUACUAUUAAGCUGUUUAUAGAAUAAAAUAUUACGAAAAUGUUUUAUAUUACUGACUACGUUAUAAAACUGAUCUCUUGUAAUGAAAUAAAAUGGACUAAAAUGGUAA
Molecule: messenger RNA, 4311 nt
Organism: Pectinophora gossypiella (pink bollworm)
Lineage: Eukaryota; Metazoa; Arthropoda; Insecta; Lepidoptera; Gelechiidae
Product: SCY1-like protein 2
Exons: 6
Coding region: 86-2647 (853 amino acids)
Biological process (GO): protein phosphorylation
Molecular function (GO): ATP binding; protein kinase activity
Source: RefSeq, a predicted model, not a curated record